CCUUCGCCGGGGCCCCUCCUGGCCAUUCUCCCUCCAUUCCGUUCCAUCCUUGACUCACCAAGCCCCGCCCCCAUUACAAAGGUAACCCCACUGACGGUUGCUAUGGACAGAAUCCUGCUCCUCCUCCUCCUCUGCGUCAGCUGGAGCCCCCUUCCCGUCUCGCUCCCGGCCCUGCUGGGCCCUUCCCUCCGCUGGAUGAGAAGCUGGGGCCGGCUGCUCUGGAGAAUUCUUUCCCUGCCCGGGAAGAUGACUAGCAGCCUUGCAUGGCUGCUGCUGCUGGUCCUGAGAAACAGCCUGAGCGAGUUGGCUGCUCACAUCCCGCCUCCAGGGUUUAGGUAUGCCUCUUACGAGGUGACCAUCCCAAGGAAGCUGAUCUCCAGAUAUGGACAGCGGAAACCCCAGGAGGUCCUCUAUCUGCUGCAGAUUGAGGGAGAGGGCCUUGUGGUGCACCUCAGGCAGAAGAGGGGCUUUGUCCCUAAACACUUCCCUGUCUUUACCUACAACAAGGCAGGGGGUCUCCAGGUGGACUACCCUUUCAUCAGGGACGACUGCUUCUACCAUGGCUUUGUACAGGACAAGCUCUCCUCCCUGGCUGCCCUCAGCACUUGCUCAGGGGGGCUCCGGGGGCUCCUGCAAGUGGACAGUAAGACCUAUGAGAUUGAACCUGUCCAGGCUUCUGCUGCCUUUCAGCACGUGGUGUACCGGCUGGAAGAAGAGAAGAGUUCUGCCCGCAUGAGCUGUGGGCUGACAGAGGAGGAGCGAAGUCACCAAGAGGCCAUGAUCCAGAACCCAGAUGAUGUCGGGGGCAACCGUUAUUCAGACAGACUCUGGCGGACAUACACCAAGUAUGCGAAGGUUGCCAUUGUGGUGGACCAUGAACGAUAUAUUCGUUUUGGCAAAAAUGAAACUCUUACUAUUAUGCAAGUGCUGGAUACGAUCAAUUUUGCUGAUUCAUUCUACCAACCACUUGGAAUUCGUGUGAUCAUGGUUGGACUGGAGAUAUGGUCACAAAAGAACCUCAUCACAAUUGCUAAGAGUAUAGACGAACUGCUCGAUGUUUUCAAUACUUGGAGGAAAAUGAGUCUAGUUCAGCGUCUAAAGCAUGAUGUUGGCCACUUAUUGGUCUACAAACAUUUUGGGGUGCAAGUUGGAUUGUCGUUUGUAGGAACAGUGUGUGAUCCUAUUUGGGCAUCUGCUGUGGAGGUGUUCAUUACUUCCAGCUCAUUCUCAUUUGCGAUAACCUUUGCUCAUCAGUUGGGUCAUAACCUUGGCAUGCAACAUGAUGAGAAAUACUGUACUUGUAAUCAGCCUUCUUGCAUUAUGGCUGCAUUACAAAGUGGCACAAGCAAGUUCAGCAAUUGCAGUUAUGGCAGCUAUUUCAGCCAAAUGAAUAGAAGUAGGAAACAAUGUCUGCUCAUUCCACCUGAACAUGAGAAACUGUAUGAACUCAAAAACUGUGGCAACAAGGUGGUUGAGAGUGGAGAACAAUGCGACUGUGGUUCAGACUUUCAUUGUGAGUCAGAUGCCUGUUGCCAGUCUAACUGUAUGCUGCGGUCGGGAGCCAAUUGUGCUUUUGGGAAAUGCUGCUCCAACUGUCAGUUCCUUCCCGCUGGGACAAUUUGCAGAGAAAGGAUGAAUAUCUGUGACCUUCCUGAAUACUGCACUGGGAUUUCAGAGUGGUGUCCUGAAGAUGUAUAUGUACAGGAUGGCGCUCCAUGCCUUGCUGGUGCUUACUGCUAUCAUGGGAAAUGCUCGACACACAACGAACAGUGCAAAAUGGCCUUCGGCAAGCAAGCUGUAGUUGCCCCUCUGAGUUGCUUCAAAGAAAUCAAUACUCAAGGUGACCGCUUUGGAAAUUGUGGGAUGAUUCGUGGUAGUGUUUAUAAGAAAUGUGAAAGCAGCCAUGUCUUGUGUGGCAGAGUCCAGUGCUCGAAUGUCAUGGAAGUGCCUACUUUAACUGAGCGUAGCACCGUCAUCCAAACGUCUGUUAACGGCAACUUGUGCUGGGGUACAAACUCUCCAAGUGAAACAGGCGCAGCUGAUCCUGGAGCAGUGAGAGAUGGGACACCGUGUGGCAAUGGCAUGAUCUGUAUUAACCAGGAUUGUAUCCAGGUGUCCCUCCUGAACUACGACUGUAAUCAAACCAAGUGCCACAACAGAGGAAUAUGCAACUCUCAUAAAAACUGCCAUUGUCAUGAGGGCUGGGCCCCUCCAUAUUGCCUCGACGAAGGGGACGGGGGCAGCAUUGAUAGUGGCCCUCCCCCACCCAACAGCGGCCAUGCAGGAAUGGCGGCAAGCGUGGGACUCGUCCUUCUCUGUUUCUGCUGCUGCUGUUCUUGGGGAUGGAGUUGGCUUACAAGGAGCUCUACUGAUGGAAUUGUCUUAUAAGGAACUUCAUGGUGGCGUUGCUUGAAUUACUUAUUGUGUCACUUAUCAAAGUAUCACAUGGCAAAUUCCUCGUGAGCUCUUGUGUGAGGAUGACUCCGAACGGGUCCGACGCGACACAGUGAGCACUUCGGAGAUGAGGAGCACACAGAGAAGGGCCGGCUCUGCCACACACAAGGCAUUCUGUUUCUUGUAAAAUAAAUUUGGCCUCUCCCCACCCCCUUCAAAGAAAAAACCCAAUUUUUUUUCAGUAGAAUUAGUUCUCCAGGCUCAUCAGUCCAUGAACAGAUUUGGGACAACCACCCAAAUGGAUGUCAAAGGAUGUUUUCACACAGGGGCUGUCAUGACACACUCAUAGUGGAGUAUCACUUAAACAAAGCACUCCCCUGUGUGUCAGUCUCACUCAAAUGGGCUCUGGCUGACAGUAUUAUUUCCAGGUCUCAUGGAGGCAGCACAAACCGACUACUAGAGAAAAGACUGGCGAAAGAUUUGGCGAGGAACUCAAAGCUGAUGCACAUUCCAUGUCAAAAGAACUCGACUCCCUCCAAGGAAGAGCCCUGGGUUCCUGGUUCUUGUUGUGGGUCCAGUGCCUUUGUAGUUUACAAAGGGAGCCCUUUCCAGGAUAAUCGUUUGCAUCUACAAGAUAGCCCUGGAAAUGAUUCCCAUGGGCACACGCCCUUUCAUUGGGAAUGGACAUUUACAGAGUUUGCUGAAAAUACCAAAGACAGAUAUCUGGACAGAUCUGGUUCAUGGCUUCCUCUUCAAGCAAGUGAUGAUGUUUAUUACCCAUCCUGAUGAAAUAUUUCCACUCCUGACUUGGAAUCUUUCUCAAUACCGUUUUGUGGAGGAGAACGUUUACACUGGAACUGACUUCUGUAGACUGCCAAUGAAACAGGGCUGGAGGUUUGUCAAAACAUCCAUGCAGCCAGAGAUUGCAUCUAGUUGGAUGAUUCACAUACACAUAGAAUCGGCUCAAAAGGGCACAUUAAUGAAUUUUCCAAUCAAGUUUUGGGUAAGGCGCUGUAAUCAGCAACAGAUUUGGGUAGAGGCCGUGAUCACAAGAUCAAAUACUGCACAGCUUCAUAGCAUAAGUGAUCUACAUCAGAACCUGGUGGAUAAACUACUAGUGCAAAUAUAUUCUAGUGGGGUUUUAUGUUGCUGCAAACAAUAUUUUGGGUAGAAGUGAAAGACUUUGGCAGUCACGCCAACACUCUCAUUGACUUCCAUGACAGUUAAUCAUGUGUGUGUCUGGACUGCAGCCUCAGCAGCUGCCACACGACUGCUCUCCAUCCAAGAUGGCACCAAUGGUGGUUUCAGCUCUUGCAAACAGGAGAGUCAACACAGAGUUGGGACUUGCAGCAACCAGCCACCCGAAUGCUGCCAGGCUUCUUGUACGCUGACUGCAGGACCCCAAAGGACUGAGCAGCAGAGCCUGGGGGUGGAUGGAGAAGCUGCAGUAGCAACACACCAGAGGCAAGCAGCCAGCCAGCCCAAAAGUCCUCGGUAGAUCUGUGCAGUGUUUCCAAGACAUUGCCUUCUUUCCAUCUCCUGUCUGCUUUGCGUUCUCAUGGAACCCAAUAGAUUUGCCUUUGCAAUUCCUUCUCAAAAUCCCGAUGGAUCAGGAUUGCAUUUGGAUGUCUGUAAGAAUUGAUUAGAGUUCAGAAUGAUAUUUUUUUAUCUUUCAUAUUCUUUAUCAUAUUGCACAAUAUAGUGACUGUUUUAGAAUGCACUUUACUUAAGUAUAACCAUGAGAACUAUUCCUUGCAUGAUUUCAGAUUACUUAAUAAAAAUAUUUUUAU
Molecule: messenger RNA, 4184 nt
Organism: Hemicordylus capensis (graceful crag lizard)
Lineage: Eukaryota; Metazoa; Chordata; Lepidosauria; Squamata; Cordylidae
Product: disintegrin and metalloproteinase domain-containing protein 20-like
Exons: 1
Coding region: 103-2388 (761 amino acids)
Biological process (GO): proteolysis; male gonad development
Cellular component (GO): plasma membrane; sperm head plasma membrane; external side of plasma membrane
Molecular function (GO): metalloendopeptidase activity
Source: RefSeq, a predicted model, not a curated record